Molecule: messenger RNA, 3146 nt
Organism: Dicentrarchus labrax (European seabass)
Lineage: Eukaryota; Metazoa; Chordata; Actinopteri; Moronidae
Product: zgc:172076
Exons: 9
Coding region: 55-1257 (400 amino acids)
Biological process (GO): phosphocreatine biosynthetic process
Molecular function (GO): creatine kinase activity
Source: RefSeq, a predicted model, not a curated record
ACUAUUCUUAGACCUUUUGUUUUGCUGACGGCCGUCUGCCAUCCCGUUGACGACAUGUGGAAGGUCAAACCUCCAGUUGUGUUUCCUAUGGAGACAAGGUACCGGCCCAUUUUAGAGAAUUUGGUUCCCCCUGACCCCAUGUCCCAGUUCCACCUGAGGAGGGGUUCUCCUGACGAGGAGUUUCCUGACCUCUGCAGGAACUAUACCUGGAUGGGACAGAUCCUCACGCCGGCAAUGUACCACCGACAGUUCAACCGUUGCACCCAAAGCGGAGUCAUCUUCGAUGAUAUAAUUCGCCCAGGCCUCGAGGAACCAGGUGAUUUGUCAGGUCCCGUAUCCGUGGGAUGUGUCGCAGGUGACGCCCAGUCCUACAUCCUGUUCUGCGACUUCUUCGACCGAGUCAUCGAGGCACAUCAUGAGCACAAGAUCACCAGCCAGACGCCAGAGAGCGACUUCAACUACGACAACUUGAAGGGGGGUGAUGACUUGGACAGGUCAUACGCUGUACGUUGUGAGGUGAGUGCUGUCCGAGGUGUUGAAGACUUCUGCUUCCCAACACACUGCAGCCGGGGAGAGCGCAGACAGCUCCUCACACUGGCCAGGAGAGCUCUGCAGCGUCUGGACGAGAACGAGCUGCCAGGUCGACUCCUCUUGCUGGAGGAGCUGAACCAGGAGCAGCAGAGGGAGCUAAAUCUGAACCUGAACCUUCCCUCUUCCUCCCAGCUCCGUACCGGUGUGGCCCGGGACUGGCCUGAUGCCAGGGCAGUCUGGGUGAGUAAAGAUGGCAGCCUAGUCGUCUGGGUCAACAUAGAGGACCACCUCCGACUUGUGUCCACACGAGAUGACACCAACAUUGCUGAGGCCUUUAAAUGCAUCUGCCUCAACCUGCAGAAGCUGGAGGAAUUCUACAGAGAGCUCAGACACCCGUUCAUCUUGAAGCAGCAGCUGGGAUGGGUGACAAGCUCUCCGGCCGACGUAGGGACGGGACUGAGGAUCAGAGUCCAUCUGAGACUGCACCACCUGCCCAAACAUAUACGGCUGCAGGACGUCCUGAAGAGACUGAGGAUCCGCAUGGACAGACCGGAUGUUUCACCAGAAUCCCCAACACUGUAUGAAGUGAGCAACAUGGCGACAUUCGGCGUGAGUGAGGUGAGACUGACCCAGCUGGUGGUGGACGGGGUGAAACUGCUCAUCUCUAUGGAGAAGAGGCUGGAGGCAGGCCGUGACAUCGACGAGCUGGUUCCUACACAGAAGUAGAUCUGGAUGAUGAUUUGCUGACCCGAGGAGCCCAGUCAGACAGCCACAGUGAUCUGUUCUGGGUUUGCUACCUGAAUCCAACAGCCUUUACAGGUACUGGAUGGGAUCAUGCAGUUUUUAAAUGUGUUCUUUCUGCCUCAUCGGUUUCUCAGCCCAUUAUUCAGAAUUUCAUGAGAAGUGAAAUAAAUAUUCAGCUCGAUGUGAUUUCAUACAAAGUCAAUGCAAAGAUGUGAAUAGAUGCAAAUUUGCGCCAGGCGACAGGAAUUUCAGUUUGUGUGAGUGAAAUAAUAAACAAAAAUGUGACAAAUAAAUGGUACAAAGUGUGUGUGAAUGUCGGGGCUUUUGUAGUGCUGCAUGUGGAGGAGUGAGAGACAGAGCUGCUGAUGCCCACAGAGAGCCUAACCUGGGCCGCUCUGUCGGUGCUUCUGGAGGAGCAAACACCCAGUCACACCGGAUUCUGCUCUGACAUUUACACUGUUUUUUAUCUUUAGGGAUUAAAAAGCGGAAUUAUCUUGUAUUGGUCUGUGUGCAACAAGAGCUCUAUGAAACUUCUUCAAAUGUAUACAGAGAUCGUACAAAAAAGGAGAUUGUUGGAGAAAAGGAGAAUCAAACCAAACCAAAGCAUUUUUGUUGUCGUCUUGCAGACAGACCAGAUAAAAUACAAAUCGGGCUCAUGAUUAGUUAUUUCGGCAUCCCUUUAAUCUGUUUAUUGCAAUUAAAUCACAGCUAAAUAGGUUUAUUUUCGGUUUAUACUACAGCAGGAAGCCAGAUUAAAGGCAGAAUAUUUACUCACGUUAUGUGUUUGGGUGUAAUGCAUGCGUGCAUUUCCACCAAAGGCAAAGUGCCUCAUGUUACUGAUGGGAUCAUUUGCACUAGUAAAGCGCAGGCGAAACGAGGUGAAUAGUCGCCCUUUAAUCUGGUUAACCCUAGCAGUAUGAGCCCAAAAUAAACCUAUUAAACUGUGAUUUAAUGUCAAUAAAGAGACCAAAAAGAUGGUGAAAUAAAUACAUCACAACAAAUUCAAUUUGUAAAAAGUCUGAAGUCUGUCUGGAAGACGACGAGCAAACAACUUUCAAAAUGCUUGUUUUCUGAAUGGAGUUUGGUUGAUCAGAGCUAUGCUAACUUAGUUUAUGGUGAAGUAAAACUGACAGCUGGAAUCAAAUAACAGACAUAUUUUCCAUCUUCCUCUCUUCCUUUUGUCCAACAAUCUGCUUUUCCGUCCGCUCUCUGUAUCAAUAUGAAGUGGGAUCCUAUAUCAUGUUCACUUUGUGUCACCCAGCACAAACGUCUGCAUUGACUCUGUACAUAAUAUACUUACGGAAAUAAUUGUACUUGUGUUUGGUGCGAACACACAAUCAGUUAUAGAUUGUAUCAUCAGAGUCCAAGGGCCAGAUCUAAAAAUGUCACAUAGCUAUCAGCAAAGGUUCAAUGGUCCUACGUCCGAUUUUAAUUGACAAAAAAGAUCGGUUUAUGUACAGAGAACAGCGGCAGUAACCUGGAUGUACCCCAACAGAAUACACCAGGUCACGCAUCAAUAUGUUGGAUAAGAUUGAAAGCAAUAAACCAGAUACAUUGAUCUGGCAGCGGGUUAUUUAGCUAGGAAUCACCAACUAAUGUUAGUAAUUAGGUUUGUUUUUUAUAUCUGAGUGUUUUAUUAUAUUGGCCAAUACUGCUAUAUACUUAAUAUAUAAUAUUUUACCUUUUAGCAAAAAAUUGCAGCUUCUGUGAUUUGGAUAUUGCAUUUGGCCAUAUUAUGAUUUUGAUAAGAAUUGUGAACUGCAAUGACAGUAAUUGUCUAUGUUGUCCUCGUAUUGUAUUUGGUUGUUUACGCUAACAUGGACGUACAUAUGUGUCUGAAAUAAACUGAAAUUGAACUGCUGUGAUGACAA